This is a messenger RNA of Bubalus bubalis (water buffalo), 1122 nucleotides long. Its product is annotated as T cell receptor delta variable 1. The record is from RefSeq and is a predicted model, not a curated record. Bases 91 to 669 code for a protein of 192 amino acids. The transcript is spliced from 2 exons. Lineage: Eukaryota; Metazoa; Chordata; Mammalia; Artiodactyla; Bovidae.
CUAGGUAUAUGUGCUGCCAGGCAUUCAAAGACAUUGAACUCUCAGCUUGAGGCAGAACUGAGCACAUUUGUGCAGGGGAAUCCAUGCCUCAUGCUGCUCUCCAGUCUGCUCUGGGUGUUCCUGGCCGUCACCUUCUCUGGAUCUGGUGUGGCCCAGAAGGUUAUUCAAGACCAGCCAUACAUAACCAGUCAAAUAGGGCAAUCUGUCAUUCUGAAAUGUCGGUAUGAAUUAAGUCAGAGUGGGUACACGCACUACUUUUUUUGGUACAAGCAGCUUCCCAGUGGAGAGAUGACUUUCCUUAUUCGUCAGGAAUCUUUUGGCCAGAAUGCAAGGAACGGCCGCUACUCUGUAAACCUUCAGAAAGCACAGAACUCCAUCAGCCUCACCAUUUCAGCCUUACAGGUGGAAGACUCUGCAAAGUACUUUUGUACAGUCCGGGAACUCACAGUGCUUGAAGUAAUGGGAAAAGCUGUACAAAAACCCCAGAGUGUAAUAAGAGAGAGCCCUCCUGCUGCAGGACCCCAGCUGAAAUGCACACCUGCAGACCUCAGACAAGAAAUGGUAGUCCUGUGGUUGCUUCAUCUGUGGUCUGGAUCAGAGGAUUUAAUUUUAAACAAAAACUCCUUCCAUGUCAUUUGGAAACAGGUGUCCAGAGUAACAUUCUACUAAUACAUUCUCAGUCUUGAAUUUUUGACUUUCAAACAAUCAUACGGAACAUGCAUUUCUAAAGUUGAAUACUUGCCCCAUUAUACAUCAAACUGGCAGCUUCACCUAAAGACCCUCACAUGACAAACAUGCGUCUAGUUAUAGUUAUCUGGAAUCAUCAUGAAAAUCAUUUCCUUAGUCCUUUCCUCUUAGACUUUGUGUCACUGAGGUUACAAUCAGAAAAGCAGAACCACUAAUGGUGUCGAAUAGGAGAUUAGUUAUUGAGAUUAGAAUUCUGGCAAUUGCUAGAGCUGGAGGAGUCUAUACAACGCUGUUAUCUUUGUAUCUGGUGUUGAGACUGAAUUCUCUGGUAGCCAGCAAGAGUAACAUUUGAGGGAAAGUUGGGUGCAGACAAAAGCAUGGGCGAACUGUGACUCAUAAGUACAUACUAGAACCAUGAGGAUAAUAGAACCUGCA